Molecule: messenger RNA, 5880 nt
Organism: Priapulus caudatus
Lineage: Eukaryota; Metazoa; Priapulida; Priapulimorpha; Priapulimorphida; Priapulidae
Product: nuclear pore complex protein Nup160-like
Exons: 33
Coding region: 16-4305 (1429 amino acids)
Cellular component (GO): nuclear pore
Molecular function (GO): structural constituent of nuclear pore
Source: RefSeq, a predicted model, not a curated record
GAUAAAAUUUUGAACAUGGCUGAAACGUGUUUUCGGGAAAUUGCUCAAGUUAAACGUAAUUUACAACCCGUGGAGGAAAUUAUAAUCCCGACAGGAGCAUCACAGAGUUUGUUACAAGAUGUGAAGUUUCCAGAAUGUGCUGGAUCGUAUGCCUACAAAGAUAGCUGUAGCAUUGGCUCAUUUCUGAAUAACCAAUUUAUUACCUGGAAAGUAAGUGGAGAAGUCUUGGAGGUAUCAGAGGACUCACUCGAUUACAAUCUCAUAGGAAAUAGUAUAAAGUUCCGAUUUCAAGGCAGUCCAGUUCUUGAUGGAGUUACUAUUCAUGAAACAAACACACAUGUUGUGUUUCUGGUGGCAACAGUAUCCAGUGUUCAUCGUCUCCUGUUUCCUCAUCCAAAGAAUUUCAACCGGCAGGGACAUGGACAGAAGCAGAGUUCAGAGGCAACUAUGGCAUCUAUAUUUGUCAGCUUUACUCACUAUGAUCCUAAAGUACCUUCAAACUUUGCACAAGUUGUUCUGAGUUCAUCAGCUGGUGAGACAAACAUCCCACAUUGCUGUGCAUCAUGGCUGACUACUAAAGAUGAAGCCGUAUUUGCUUUAGGAAAAAGUACUGGUGGCAUAGUAUUAAUAACACUACCCCCGGUUGGUCUUCACGGUCUCGCAACACAUUGUGAGCUGCAACAACCCUCUGUGAUGCAUCGAUUGUGGACAGGACUGGUUCCACAGAUGAUAAGAGGGAAACCCGAGCAUUCAGAUUCUCCAAUAAGUUUGUGUGCCCAUCCAACUGGUCAGGACGUCUUGAUAUUUGCUCUGUGCAGAGAUAUUAAGUUGAGAAUAUGGUCGGCCAAAAAUCAAGAGUGUGUGAUGACGACUGAUGUUGUUAGUCAUGCUGCCGGUGAGCAUGCACUGAUGUCUGGAUCCCAAAACCACAUGUUGAGAAAAGCAUACUCACAGUCACAGAACUGUCUAUACUUGGCAGCAUUCCUGUGCUUCAAGACUCAGUGCCAGUUCAAUGUGUUUAAACCAAGCUAUAUUUCUGGGCAAUACCAGCUAGAUCUCAUUGCAACUAUAUAUGGUGCACAAGGGGACCUGAUAGAUUUUCAAUUGUCUACCACUCAUCUGUGGAGUCUGUGGGCAAACAAAGAUGGCGAUACUGUUGUAUCGUGUGCACCGCUGAAUGGCAGGACAUCUACGGAAAACAUUCAGGUGUUUCUGAACAAGACGCAGUCGAUGGUGCUGCCUGGGCAUGGUGAUGUUGCUGAGAGAUUUAUGGAAGAGAUCUUCAGGCCAGGCCAAUUCACGCAGCAGACUAUAGUGAAAGUUGUAAAUAUGACAAGACGCUUGGGUGUGACGGGGUCCACACUUGAAGCCGUGGAUGUACAAGCACUACACGAGAAGGUCUUGGCAGCUGUUGACUAUGAGGCUCGGACGUGCCAGACAGAAGACUUUGAUCUACUCGAGAAUGAGUUGUAUGAGGCACAAGCACAAGCUUGGACAAACUUCUACUCCAGCUGCAUCCAAUACAACAAAGUAGGCAUGAAGCCUCUGGGCAUUGGUUUGGAUUCUGAGACAGGCCAGAUGUUGCUACUGAACAGACAAGCAGUGUCAUACAUUCGGCCAUGCGACACACUUGAACACCUAGAUUUGGCAGAACCCGGAAACAAGUUGUAUUUCCAAUUUCUCCAGGCUAACAUGCAGAACAUAGAUACAAAUUCGUGGCAGGAUGUUGCCAUUCUCAUGGAGUGUAUGCACAUUUUUGGAAGGUUUUGUGAGCAAACGACUGAACUGUAUUCAAGCUUUGAGCAAGACAUGAAAUACAACACCAUGCCAGAGUGCAUUGCUGAUAAGAUUGUUGUUGCAGUAAUUUCCAAGAUGGAGACAGAUGGGUCUGAAGACUCUUGUCUGCACAAGUUGAGCAAGCUCAUUCAGGGCAUGUCAGAUGUGGCUGGAGCCAUUGAUACUGUGCUGGAAUUACUCGAUCUUGCACAUGGCCAUCCGGAAGGCUUGCAAGUAGAAAACACAAUUAUUGAGGUCGCGAAAAGCCACGGCACAAGGCGGCUGUUGUCCAGCCAGAGUGCUGUCAGGAUGCUCGGCAUCUGCUUCUUCCAGCUAGCCGAGACACGGUUUUCUAUCUGCAGGGACCUUCUCAUCAUGCAGGUGUUCUUGACAACGCUGGAUAACAGAUCUGGUCUGUCGUUGGAGAUGAUUAAGCGUCUGAAGUCGGAGUGCAUCAUGCGGACAGCGGUGAUGUUGCGAGCAUCGGCUGUGCUCCGAUGGAUCAGCACCACCAGUGCCGUGCCUGUGCCUAGCAGCCAGCUAGAAUCUAGUGUGAGACAACUUGGAGUACUACAGAUUACAGGAUUAAUGGAACGGUCACAAAAUAACAGAUAUGAUGAUGGCGUUACUCUGGCAGAGCUGUUCAUUGACGGUGUGGGUGGAAACAUGGCACGUGGCCUUAUGAUCCAGAAUGGCUUUCUAACAGACGAGCUGUCAUCGUCAUGGAAGCAGGCAUCCAUUCCACUGGUCACAUUCAUCAGUCAGCUUGUAUGGCCAGUGAGCAUUGGAUUUGUCUUUCCCGAGUUUCUGCUGGUAAAGUGUCAGUACUCGGCUCUGAUGGAGUACAUCAAGAUGGUGGAUAGUUGGUGUGACUGGAAUCCUGCGUCACGACACUUCCUGCUAGCCUUCUGCUAUCUGAACCUGGGUGAACCGUACAAGGCAUGUGACCUGUUCCUGAAAGCUGGAGACAGCAUUCAGAGCUACGAACCCUUCCUUAUGAGGCUUCUCGGAGAGACAGACUCUGACAGCAAGGAAUCACUAAGAGUGCUGUUUUACCUGAAGGUUACACGGCUUCUUGAAGAAUUCGACUUGCCAGACGUUGUUUUAUCGUUUGCCACUGCUGUCAUCAACUCUGCUCAAGUUGACAAUCCUAACGUGCCAACAUUGUGGUCUCUAAUCUUCAAAUAUCAUCUGGAGCUUGGCCAUUAUGAUGAGGCAUACAGUGCACUCAAUUCCAACCCAGAUGCAACAAGGCACAAGGACUGCCUGCGACAGUUCAUCAUCGUGCUGUGUGAACGCAAGGAGCUCAGCCUGCUCGUGAGCUUUCCCUACAUAGACCUACAGGCAGACGUCGUCCGAAUCCUCGAGUCCCGCUCUCGCUCUGUGCAGCUCACGACGCACAGUUACUAUGAGUUGCUCUACUCCUUCCACAUGCUAAGAGGGGACUAUCGCAAAGCUGGUAGCGUGAUGUAUGAGUAUGGGAGGAGACUCGGACAGGAGGUGGCCGGGAUGCAGGCCUUGCAGCAGCAGGUUAGGUGCUACCUGACUGCAAUGAAUGCUCUCAGGGUUGGCUCACCCGAGUAUGCAUGGAUAGUCAGGCCGGCACACAACGUCAAAAACACAAAGCAUGAACCAUCACCUUGGUCAAAAUAUGAAGAUGUUGAGGGAGAUGAGCCAAAACCAUGCUUUGAGAGUAAGGUCCAGGUGCUUGAACUAGCAGACAUAGAGAAAGAGUACCUGCUACUGAACAACAUGCUAAAGCUAAUGAUGAAAGGUGUUGACCUGUCCUCCAUAGCAGGCCGCCCUCCAACCCCAUUUGAGGUGGUCUCGAUGCUAUGCACAGCAGGCAUGUUUGACUCGGCUAUCCUGGUGUGCGAAGCUUUCCAGCUGUCCAAGGUUUCUGUGUUUGAAGCACUGACCUCUAGAUGUGUGAGGCUCUCUCAGAAUUGUGGCAACAUGGGUGACAACAACUACACAGUCGAGGCUUGGGAGUGGCUCGACAAUAAUGAGAUAGAUAUCACUCAUCCUGCCAAAGAAAUCACGUCGUCAGAACAGGCUUGGAGACUGUUGCAGAUGUACUUAGAAAAGCAUCCAGAUUACUGUGGUAGUGCUCAACUCCGGUGUAUAGCUACCCGUCUGCUGUGCCUUGGUAUAACACUACCUUCUUGGUUGUCAGCCAUCUACAAGCGAGUGAAUGCAGCAGAACUGCUGCGUCUGUACAUAGACUACGACCUAUUGACGGAUGCUGCUAGCCUUGUUAUAGAGUACAUCAAUGCUGCCCUAGGAAAUGGCAAGGAGCAUUUUAACUUAAAGACUGCACUGCACAGCACAACUCCCCCGGUAUGGCUGCCAUAUUCCGAGAUUGAUCAACUGCUAUUAGUGAUGAAAUCAGUCCAGCAUGAUGCUUUGUAUAUUAAGUUAUACGAAGACCUGAGAUUAAAACUGGCUGACUACCACCGUACUGUAGAAACAGUAUCGCAAGACUAUGUAAGAGCAGCAUCCAAACGAAAGAAUGUAGCAGAAAUCUAAUUAUGUAGUAAUUUACUAAUUACCAGGAGUGAGUAUUACAAGCUUCUUUGAUUAAGUAUAUCAAAACAGAAAAAUGAAUCUAUGUAAUGUGUGAGUGUAAUGUUGAUUUUUCCAAACACAUCAGGUUUAGGAAAACCAAUCCAGUUUAAGCAUUAUUUUCGGUUGAAUUUAGUUUGUUAUGCUACACACUGGAAUGUAUUUAAAAUGACAAGAAGAUGAAAAUGUACUUUAAGAAAAAGUAUGUUUGUUUGCACUUUUAAUAUACUGUACCUUGCAGGAGUGAUGCAAGUUUCACAAUGCCGGUUUAUUUAAAAACUACGUAUAUACUGCAAACUUGGAAUUCUAAAAUCCUUUACUUAAUGAAGAUUUAGUAUGCUGUUAUGCAGAGUGAGUGCUGAGCUGUUUUCCUGCCAUCAUGCACUUGCUGAUUGGUUGACUGGGUGUAAUUGGCAUUGCUUUGGAAAAUGCAUCACACACUGUACUGCAUUAGUAUCACACCAAGCAUUGUCAUGUGCAAACCUGCUGUUGUGUGCUAAGGACAUUCCAGUUGUUAUCCUGUUUACUGCACCCUUCUUCUACUCGUGUUUGUUAUAAUGGCUUCCAAACUUCCAGCGACCGCUUUGCCUACCCCUGCUCCACUAAUUAAGCGCAAGAGAGCCUCGAGUAAAAACUCGAGUAAAAACUCGUUUUCUGUAAAUAUUUGUGUUUAUUCUGCUGUAUUAAUAUAAUUUCAGUGUAGUUAAAAUGCAUUCGAGUCAUUAUAUUUGAUGGUGUUGCAUGCAUCCGUUUUUCCUCCAUGUUUUUAUAUAUGAUGUGUAAUUUCCGUUUAUGCAGAAUUUUCACAGAACGCAACCCUCACAUAAAUCGAAGAAUUGGUGUAUUCAAAGUUUCACUAUUGUUUUGCUUUAUGGUCUGUUAAUUAUAAUACAUCCAAACUUUCAUAGCUCGGUAGUAGAGAUAAAUGGACUAUUACUUUUAAUUACGUGUGUGCCAUAGACACGUACAAUAAUAGACUAUAAUAGACUAGUACAACUUAUGUUAUCAAUGUAAAGGCAAAAACAAAAGCGUGGGCAAAUGCAUCACUAUGCUUGCAGACGAACUGUUAAUAUGUAUCCAAUUAUUCAAGUUAAAAUCGCAAUGUAGCAUAACUAGCCAAAUUUAAACGAAAUUUAUGCAGAAAGGUAGAGUGUAGUGUUACGAAAAUGGCAAGGUAUAUUGUACCUUGGUAAGCAGCAUAGAAGAAAAGAAAAUGUAACAUGCUUUUUUUAUUACUGUAGAUUGGAUAACCUAUAGAAAACAGACAAAAAAUAUGUAUCUUAUCUCUGCUUACAUUGUAAAUAGUCGUACAGAUAGUUUAGACUAGAUAUACCUGGCUGCUAUUAUGUUAUCAGUCACAGUGAUGUUUAUGAAAGGGAAUAUGCAAAUAGAAAUGUCAAAUAUAUGACAAUGAUUCUAAAAAUAAUGACAGACGUAUUCCAUAAUAUUUUUGUAAUGUCUAAACCUGUAAGGAUUGUGAAAUUGUGCAUAGCGUGCAUUUGUGAAAAUAAAUAAUAGUGGGUACAUUUAAACAGAUAA